Messenger RNA from Dracunculus medinensis (Guinea worm), 480 nucleotides. NCBI's taxonomy places the organism in Eukaryota, Metazoa, Nematoda, Chromadorea, Rhabditida, Dracunculidae. The record is from the annotation of a GenBank genome assembly.
UUGGACGAAAAACAGAUUCCGAAACGAUUUAACAUAACUGGUAAAGAUAGAGGAUCUGUUGAAGAUAAGCGAAAAAAAGAAAGAGAGGAACGCAAGCAAAAAGAAUUGCAAGAAAAGUAUGAAAAGUGGAACAAAGGGUUAUAUCAGUUAAAGAGGCGUACUGAGCAACUUGAUGAGAUGGCCCGAGUUGUCAAGGAAAAUUUCGCGCGCCAUGCUGAUGAUGAAGCAAUGAAUGAACAUUUGAAGAAUGUAGUAUAUGAAAAAGAUCCAAUGUUUCAAUAUGUUAAGAAAAAGGAAGAAAAAGCAAGACAGUUGUUUGCAGUUUAUCCCAAAUAUAAGGGUAGUUGGCCACCGAAUCGGUUCAAUAUUGCACCUGGUUAUAGAUGGGAUGGUGUAAAUCGUUCAAAUGGCUUCGAGGAUAAAAUCGUUUUGAUCAUGAAUAGAAAAAAAGCACAGAAAGUCACGCAAUUUGAGUCGUAA